Molecule: messenger RNA, 1361 nt
Organism: Fopius arisanus
Lineage: Eukaryota; Metazoa; Arthropoda; Insecta; Hymenoptera; Braconidae
Gene: borr
Exons: 2
Coding region: 317-1183 (288 amino acids)
Biological process (GO): mitotic sister chromatid segregation
Cellular component (GO): chromosome, centromeric region; spindle midzone; chromosome passenger complex
Source: RefSeq, a predicted model, not a curated record
AGUCGUUUCGUUGUACCACCGUACCGUUACAGAUCUGUCCGAGAUCUCUUACAACAGGUUGAGUCCUGCCCUCGUCUCGGAAAAUAUAAUUCAGUAUUUAUUGUGACUUCUUAAAAUAAUUAGCAAACCAAAGCACAAAGAACUCAUUAAUAGUUCCAGACUGACCUUUUCAAUCUAAAGAAACAAGGAGUGACUGAGCUAUAAAGAGUGAGAAUACGAAGGAAAACCAUUAGCCUAGUAUGGACGCCUCCCCAUGCUGACGCCGAGAAACACAUGAGGAAUCUACUAACAACUACAGGACCUUCAAUAUCAUAAAAUGCCUCGUACUAAGCAGCCUCGUAAACGUAAUUCAUCGCUGUCCCUCCAGGAGGAGAGUGACAUGAUGGUGAAAGACUUUCAGAUGCAGGCAGACCUUCGUUGGCGCAAGGUGCAGUUUGACUUUGAGACAAUGUUCAACAAUUUCGAUAAUGACUUCGAUCUACUUCUCUCGAAGAUUCCCCCAGAGGUCCGUGAAAUGACCCUGGGAGACUUAUCAAAAUUUCUAAAUAAGACGGAUGAGCAGGACUACGAGGACGUCUCGUCGAGCUCAGAACACGCUUCGAUUCGCUACGCGCCCCCUUCAACAGUUAAAUCAAAGCCUCAAUCUGCAAAGAGGCAGACUGCUGUCUCAACAGACGAUGGUUACAUCACAGAGAGUGGCAAUAGUCGUCGGACGAGAGUUUCCAAGACUGGCAAUGUCGGCCGAAGCUCCAGGAAGGCGAGGAGUACGUCGAGAACGACUACUGAUAGGAGCCCCAAAGUCAGUACAUCUACAGACAAACGAGCAGCUUCAGCUUCUCGAGUCAUUAAUAAAUUUAUAGAACCAGAAAGCAGCCAGAAAUCAGCCACUGAUUUCACACCUGUCACACCCAAGGUCAAGCCCAACACUCCCAUGAGUAUUCUGAGACAUCCCCGACAGGGCGAGAUGGUACUGAGCAUGCAGGGCAGCCCCAUCCUGGUCUCCUCUAUCGUCAAAGAUCAAACAGCUAAUAUUAACGUGCCUCUCGGAGAUGGUAAAAUUAUUUCCCUCCUGCCCACUGCUGGUGGACUUCGCAACUCUUUAAUUCCUGCUCUAGAUCCUGAAACUGUUCGCCAACUCCAGACACUCAUGGGCCAUCUCGAGAGAGUCAUCGAUAUUCAGUGAAUCGUUUAGAUAAUUUUAAUUAAUUGAUAAAUAUAGAGUAAUUCAUGUUUUUGUAUUUUAGAAGUAAGAUUCUGAGGCUCUUAAGGAAUUUCAUGAUUUGAAUAGGCAGUGAAGAUUGAAGUUUUGCCAUUUUUUAAAUGUAAGUUUUUCUGGCAAUAAAUAUUCAAUAAAUUUCGUA